This is a messenger RNA of Gadus macrocephalus (Pacific cod), 3566 nucleotides long. Its product is annotated as ephrin-A3-like. Lineage: Eukaryota; Metazoa; Chordata; Actinopteri; Gadiformes; Gadidae. The record is from RefSeq and is a predicted model, not a curated record. Gene Ontology annotation, cellular component: plasma membrane. Gene Ontology annotation, biological process: axon guidance; ephrin receptor signaling pathway. Gene Ontology annotation, molecular function: ephrin receptor binding.
ACACACACACACACACACACACACACACACACACACACACACACACACACACGCACACGCACACGCACACACAAACACUCCAGUGUGGCCGGGGGCGGGGCUGUGGAGGAGAUGGACAGGCAGGCACAUCUUGUCCAUCAGAGGGCGGGAUUGUAGCGGCUCGAUGAGCAGCGCGUGGCUGGUAUUGUGAUGAGCAGCAGGUAGACGAGGCUUGAACAUUUUAACUGGGAUCCUGCGGCUCGGAGGUUUUGUUCCGGAGCGGUGCAACCUCCUCCAACAUCAUACCGAUCAAAUCUGUUCAUUUUCAAACAUUGUUUUAUCGUAUCCACGGCAUUGUCCAUGCUUUUUCUUUCAAACAGAUUUGACAAAACGGAAUAUUGAACAUUGACUGCAAAGUGCGCCUUGUUACUACAAAAGUGCAAAGCUAUUUCGCCCGCGGAAACAUCUACCAAAUGGGACGCGUCGCGAUGGGAUUUGAGUUACAGAACACGUAACCACCCGAAGUUGCAUCAAAUCCUCCAUUCCGAAGGUUAUUUUUGAAACUUGAAAAGCCAUCUCCAACCGCUGGGAUGUUGUGAGCGACCCGGGGCUGCGGACAGAAGGACUGGGAACGCGGCGGCAGCAGGAAGAGUGAAGAGGGGCUACGGAGGGAUUAUGGCUCUCGCCACGUUUUCUCUCAGCCUUGUAACGCUCGCGCUGACAAACUUGCACCUGUCGCGAGCCAACAACCGGCAUGCGGUGUACUGGAACAGCUCGAACCUACACCUGCGGAGGGAGGGCUACACGGUGGAGGUGAGCGUCAACGACUACCUGGACAUCUACUGCCCACACUAUAACACCAGCAUCCAGCGGGGGGCGCCAGAGCGCACCAUGGCCGAGCAGUACGUGCUCUACAUGGUCAGCUACCGCGGCUACCGCACCUGCGACCCGCAGCUGGGCUUCAAGCGGUGGGAAUGCAACCGGCCGCAUGCGCCCCACGCGCCCAUCAAGUUCUCCGAGAAGUUUCAGCGCUACAGCGCCUUCUCGCUGGGCUACGAGUUCAACGUGGGCCACGAUUACUACUACAUCUCCACGCCCACCCAUCACCACGGCCACAGCUGCCUGAGACUGAGGGUCUACGUCUGCUGCUCGACAGAUGAGUUUAACCCAGAGGUCCCCAAACUGGAGAAGAGUGUCAGUGGCAGCAGUCCGUCGCGCGACCGCCUCCUCAUCACCCUUGCCGCGCUGCUCGCCUCCUCCAUGCUGUUGUCGUAGCGACCGGAAGACGCAGGACCAGCAGUCUCUCUCUCUCUCUCGUCUCUGUCUCUGUCUCUGUCUCUGUCUCUCUCUCUCUCUCUCUCUCUCUCUCUCUCUCUCUCUCUCUCUCGCUCACUGUCGAUCUGUUUCUGACUCUCUCUCUCUCUCUCUCUCUCUCUCUCUCUCUCUCUCUCUCUCUCUCUCUCUCUCCUCUCUCUCUCUCUCUCUCUCUCUCUCUCUCUCUCUCUCCAGCCUUGACGUGACUCGUCUCCAAGGCUUGUCCUUUGGAGUUUUUCAAUGACAGUGAGUUUGUGUCAAACCCGAAAACUCAACAGAGAGAAAGUGACGACAACAAAAACAACCACGACUAAAUUGGAACACAAUCAAAAUAAAUUUGAAUCUGGACAUAAUCUGCUCAACUGCUACAAAGAGGCCUUUUUUUACAAUUAUCCUAACACAAGACAAUUUAUGUGCAUUUUGUUGUUGGACAUGACGACUGUAAGAAUAGCAUAGCCUUUCAUCUAUAGGUGUAUUCAACACAACACGGUGAACAAGGACUGAUACUUACUAGAUGAUAUUGAUUGAUAUGACAGAGCUGCUGCUUGGCGAGACAGCCGCUGUCUAGGCUGGGGAGCCAGUCGAUUUGUAAAAAGAAUUAGGCUAAAAUGGGGGCUUCCCGAACUCGAAUUUGAGCAAUUCCGACUUUUUGCCUCGUCUUCAUCUGAAGAUAUAUGCUUAUUUGGGAACUGCGAGUUCCCAGACAUUGACUAGCGACAAGGGACAGAAGAAUGCGAAAAUUGGAAAAACUGACUUCAUGGUGGGGGCCUCAUGACUCGUGACAGAGCUCUGGAAACAAUGAACGAAGUCCGAUGAUUGAUUUCGAGAUCCAAUGUUUUUUUUCGCUGUGAUCCAGUAAAAAAAAAAAGAAGGAAUGACAUAAAAGGGACAAGGUGAAGCGUGAUGCUGGCGCGACUCUGUUGGGUAUUCCUGUAGUCCCACACUGGGGUGAACUGCUGCCAUUGUCCAGGAAGAUGAUGAAUGUUUUCAGUGCGAGGGGGGAAUUGCUCUUAUAGCGAUACUAGGUGUCUCCUAGGAAAUGGAAAGACUUUUUUUUUUUCUUUUUUUCACUGGGCCUUUAAAGAAUCCAUUUUCACCAGACAUAAAGACUUACCCUGAAUUUAGGGUAUGCACUGUCAAAGGAAGUUUACCAGAUAUUUUUCUCUUAUAUUCAUUAAGAGUGCCCUCCUAACAACUAGUCCAACGUCUGUACUUCCUGCCUUCACUUUGUACUUAUAGAAAAGUACAGACUCUGAACUAACCAUUUCGUUGCUACUUAGCGAUGGCAGAUCUGUCGAUGCAUUUAGCACUCUGACGUUUUCUUUCCCUUUCUCACAAGACGUCAGAUCUCUCCCCUAGCAGCAAUCAACAGAGUAUCUCCUAAUUCCACUCAUUUACAGUUUUAAAAAUACCUUGUCAUGCAGCGCAGGAUAAUCUGUUUCCUGCACAACGUUUGGUCCAUUUGUUUAACACGUCUAAGAGGCCUGCAGUCAAUCAGCGCUGAUUGGCUAUUACAGUCGUUACAGUCACCAUGGAAACUACCCCAUACAGUCGCCGCCGUGCGACAGGUGCCUGAGGAGAACUUUGUGCUUUGAGUUUCGCAAAGCAACGCUGCCGCUAUUUUGUUAAAAACACAAGUGAAUGUGCAAAUAAACAAACAAAAAAAACAACCUUUUUGUACUGUAACAUAAGAUAUGUAGGAUGGCGUUAUUGAAAUGACAAUGUUUUGUUUUCAGUAUUUAUUUAUUUCUGAUUUAUUUUAACAAUGGUCUAAUUGAUAUACCUAAUUUAUUAGUAUAUACAGUUUAGGCAUUUGCUCAUCAAGCUAGUUGUGCCAAAAUUAUGAUUUAUCUUCUUAUUGUGUAUUUUUUUUAUUUAAAGACAUUUGCUUGUGUACGAGACAAGCAGACCGACCAGAUCUUUAUCAGUUACUAUUGGCCACACAAACGACAAGUGAACAACAUAAACUCAGUAACUUCAUGCUGAGGUAACAGAGGGACUUUGGGAUGUCGUGCACCAACUGAAAGUGUCUGAGGUCAUUGAGGGAAGGCAGUUUCGUUUAUCAAGAGCUAUAUGUCCAGGAUUUGCAGUGAAAUAUAAAGCUCUCAUGUUGUAAUGUAUAUUUAUAAUACAUGCCUGUCAUGGAAUGUGCAAAUGCACCCGAUGCGUGUGCGUGUGUGUGUGUGUGUGUGUGUGUGUGUGUGUGUGUGUGUGUGUGUGUGUGUGUGUGUGUGUGUGUGUGUGUGUGUGUGUGUGUGUGUGUGUGUGUAAAA